Besnoitia besnoiti is the source of this 2280-nucleotide messenger RNA. Its product is annotated as Met-10+ like-protein. Bases 1 to 2280 code for a protein of 759 amino acids. The transcript is spliced from 14 exons. NCBI's taxonomy places the organism in Eukaryota, Apicomplexa, Conoidasida, Eucoccidiorida, Sarcocystidae. The record is from RefSeq and is a predicted model, not a curated record. Gene Ontology annotation, biological process: tRNA N1-guanine methylation. Gene Ontology annotation, cellular component: cytoplasm.
AUGUGUGAAGAUCGCCCGCGCGGGUUAAAAGGCCUUCUUGACAAAUCAACUCAUUCAUUCUCCGAUCGCGCCUUGGCCUCCGGCGCGACGCGUUCGUUUUUGCAUCCUCCUCGAAUCUCGUGUCCUCUUUGUCCUUCCUCUGGGUCCCUCUCUCCUCAAACCUUUCGAUCUGGAGGCCUGAGUGCGGCUGUGACCCCUGCACAUCUCUCUUCUUCUUCCCCUUCUGCCGUUGCGCGUGGCGGCAUCGCGCUCUCGUGCACUCCCGACCCUCUCUGCAGCGAGUGCGAGGGAGAGAGACACUCUCAGGAAGGUAGUAAGAGGUCGUACUUGCAGCAGAUUGCGAUUUGCGGCGACGAAGACGAAGCUGCCUCACGCGGAGAUCCGGCAGGUUGGCAAGGCCAUCGCGAAGAAAAAGAGGCGGGAUUUCGCAAACCAGUCGCGGAGAUCUACAAGAACAUGGAGCGCGUUGAGAAGGUCGAGAUGACGGAGGAGGAGAGGAAGCGGGAAAUUGAGGAGGCGCGAAAACGCGCGGAUUUCAAUCCAGACGACAUCGGCGAAGACCUCGAACUCACCUUCGUCCGCGUGCCGGAGAAACAGCUCCAAGUCGUUAUCAAGAAAAUCAAAAAGUUCCUCUUUCAUCGCCGCAACUUCCGCCCGGUUCGAGAGGAGGGCCUUUCGUCUGCGACAGACAACGUCCUUUUAGAGAAGCCAGGGGAUAGCUAUCCCUUUCCGCCACCUCGGGGCGGCGACCAGCAUGCAGCCCCCAGGAGAAGGCCCAGACGAUCAGUCUGCCGCACAGCCAGGCCGAAGGGGGGGGGAAAUGAAGACGAACAUGCGACGAAGCUGGGAGAGACGAAGGCGAAUGGCGCCAGCAAGAUGAAGCGAGUCUAUCUCUCUGAAGAAGUGGAUAAAGAUCUCUCGCAGCUGCCGGAGACUCUCCGUGCGUGGCUGCUGUCCGAGGAGGAUUUCUCUGUGGGCUGCGAGAAAGUGCGACUUUCUUACUCGCAGCUGACGGCAGAGGAGGCGCUCAAGAGACUCGUUCCUGCCGGCUUCGAGAUGCCGCGCCGCUACGAGACCAUCGGGCACAUUGCGCACCUAAACCUCCGCGACCACCUCCUCCCUUAUCGAUUCCUCAUCGCCCGCAUCUUGCUCGAUAAACAACUGGGCUUGAAGACAGUCGUUAACAAAACUGGAAUUGCCUCGCAGUGGCGCGAGCUGCAGUUCGAGCUCCUGGGCGGCGAGCCUCGCUACGUGGCACGCUUGAAGGAGAACGAUAUGCUUUUCGAGAUUGACUACGAGCGCGUCUACUGGAACUCUAGGCUGGCAGCUGAGCGCGAAAGAAUUACGGCUGAGGUUCCGCAAACGUCGAUUGUGUUUGACUGCUUCGCCGGCGCGGGCGCGUUCGCGCUCUUUCUCGCGCAGAGACGCGAGUGUCUCGUCGUCGCAAACGACGGCAACCCCAACGCCGUUGAUUGCAUGAACAAAAACCUCAGCCUCAACAAGGUGCCCGAGGCGUUGCUGCAGACCUUCAACCUCGACGCGAGAGCCUUCGUGCGGGAGGCGGCGGGGUCCCCCGAGAAGCUCGCGCGCCUCGUCCGGCUGCGGCGCCAAGUGCUGGCGGAGCGUAGGAUGAGGGACACGGAGACUGCGCAGAAAAAGAAGGAGAAACGGCGAGAACAAGAGGCAGCGAAGGCGAAGGCAGAGAGCGACGCGGGUUCCGAAUCCAACGUAGAAGGCGCGGCAAAAAAACGCCGUACAGGAGAGGAGGAAAAGGGAGAAGAAGGAGGUGGCGCGAGCGAGGCGCAGGGGGAGGCAUCUGACGGAGUCUCAAAGGGAGAACAGAAGGACGGCAGGAAGCACGAGGAAAAUCUUCGAAGCGGUGAAGACAACGCAGGCGAGAGAAUCGAGGUCCAUUACCUCAUGAAUCUGCCAGAGUUAGCCAUCGAUUUCCUCGACGUCUUUCCAGGUCUGCUGGCGGACGCCACCGCCCAGGGAGAGGGAAAGCCGGCAGAUGUGCCGGACGAGGAACCGCUGACUGCGGAGGAAAUCAAAUCAGCCACAGAGCGUCUGCGCCACCGCGUCCACUGCUACGGCUUUUCGCGCUCGUCGCCUCCGGAAGUCGAGCUCAAGCCGCGGGUGGAGAAGGCCCUGGGUUUCUGGCCGGCUGAUAUCGAAAUCCGAGAAGUUCGUGAUGUUGCACCGAACAAGCGUAUGUACUGCCUCACGUUCGAUCUGCCCCCUUCUUUCUUGCUGACUUCGCCUUCGUCUACCUCUCCCUAG